Messenger RNA from Eufriesea mexicana, 5760 nucleotides. RefSeq lists its product as uncharacterized. The transcript has 5 exons. Lineage: Eukaryota; Metazoa; Arthropoda; Insecta; Hymenoptera; Apidae. The record is from RefSeq and is a predicted model, not a curated record. Bases 61 to 5760 code for a protein of 1899 amino acids.
UUAAGUGUUGUCUUUUUUUAUACAAGUUGUUGUUAAUACAUGUUUUAAACAAUAACAAAAAUGCGACGUGGCGUAAAAGAUUCAGAUGAGGAGGUAGACAUGAAGUCUGGUCGUAAAACUCGUAUUCAAACUGAAGCAAUAUCAGUUGAUUCUCCACGUCGUCGAAGCUCUCGAAUUAAGCCAAAUAUUAAACAAAAUGAAUCUUCACCUGAAUCCAGUUUAAGCGACGCGAGCAAUAUUAGUAAUAUACAAACUGGAAAAAGUAAAAAGCAACGAACGAGUAUCAUGGACAGUUCCACUCCAACUGAAAAUCAAAGAACUUUGCGUUCUAGGAUGAAUUCUAUAUCCUCAGAUAUUAGCGAAAUCCCAGAAACAGAUAUUGGUUCACCAACAAAGAAAACUAGAAAUAAUCCUCCUAACAGUAAUAAGACAAAUAGUCGAAGAAGUAAACGUCUUACAAGGGCUGGUUCAGAAGUAAAUUCACCAUCACCAGCAAUAAGAGUUACACGUAGUACAAGGGCUAGUUCAGUAGAACCAGAAUCCAAUGUAUCAAAUAAACUUCUAGAAAAGUAUCAAAAUGAAUUUGUAAGUUCACCUAUUAAGACAAGAAGACGAAUUUCGGUAUUACCUUCAGAAGCAAUGGUUAUAGAGGAGAAAGGACAAUGUAUGAAGAUUCCUAUGGUAACAUUAGAUCGCACAUUACCUGAUCUUAAUGAAGUUAAAGAACCAGGUUCAGAUAAUUCCCCUAAAACUGCACAAAAAAAUGAAAAACAACACAAACUUGAUACAAGUCGUAAAAAUGUAAAUGAAAAACAUGCUGAAGAAAAUGUUUCUGUCAAGGGACCACACGACAAUACUCCGGAAAAUCUUCCUUCAAAUAGUUUUGAAGAAGUUGAGAAAGGUACAUCUACUGAUGAUAAAAAGAUAUCAGAUAAUAAAGAUGUUCUAGAAAGUAUUGAAACAUCAUCCACAGAUAUUAUAAAGCAAGUAGAAUCAUCAGUAGAUAAUGAUUCUCAAAUACCUUCACAAAAUGAAAACCAAAACACAUCUGAGGAAGUAGAAUUAAAACUUGAGGAUUCAAAUGAAUUAGUGGAAAAAGAAAGUCGUAGUAAUGAAGAAAAUCUUACAACAGAUAUUGAUAUUGAUUCACAACAGACUAAAAAUGCAAUUUCUGAUACACUAGAAGGUCCAAAACAUUUAUCUAUAAGUAGUUCAAAUGCAAAUGAAUCAACUGAAGAAAAAGAUAAAUCUCUUCGUAUUGAAACAAAUGGAACGCUAAAACGUCGCUCUGAAGAAUUAUUAGGAAUGCCAAGUGAUAAUAUUUCUAUAGAAGUUAAUAGUGAUACCAAUGUAGUUUAUAAUUUAUCAGUUGAAAAUCUGGAUACUUCAAUACAUGAAGACAAUUCUGAUAAUAUGCAAAAAUUGGUUAUGAGUACAGAAACAGACUCUGUUAAUGAUAAUUCUUUUGAAGAAAAUUUAGAUAAAGGUGGUAUUAUAGAUGUGUCUACAAAUUCAAGCUUAAAUGAGAGCAUUGAAAUGAUGGAACAUACAGAAGAUGGAAAAAAAUUGGAUAAUAAUAAGUCUACAGAAAUUGAUAUAGAAAUGAAUGAGGAGUCAAGUAAAAUUAAUAUUAAAGAAUGUAACGAAAAUAUGAAUUCUAAACUUAAUGAUUCAAAUGCAAAGGAAAGUAUAAAUGAAAAUGAAGAGCCUGAGAAAGAUAACAAAGAUGAAAAUACAAUUACAAGCGAUCAGUGUGAUAAGAAAGAUAAAAGUGAUGAGCCAAGUACAUCAGAAAAUAUGCACAAAAAUGAUGACACAAAUUGUACAAAAAUGCUAUCUCCUAAAUUAAGUAACAUAGAGUCAAAAUCAAGAAAUAUGAAAUUAAUUCAAGAUACUCAGCAUUCCAUUGUUUCAGAGCAUGAGGAUAUAAGUUAUUUACAAGAUAUAAAUAAAACAGAUAAUUUAGCUUGCAAUCCAAUCAGUCCUUCAAAAUCCUUAGAUACUUGUAUCAGUCACGAGGAUUCUGCAUUAACUAAUAUGAAUGAAGCUAAUGUAACUAAUGUGAUUAAAAAUCAUAACUCUUCCAUUGUUACAGAGACUCCGGCUGAAUUUGUCAAACGAGAACCUGAAAGAGGAGAACAGUCAAAAAAAGUUUCUGUACUAGGUGACUCUUCAACAUUAAAGAAACAGUGUGCACACAGUCUAGAAUCAAAUGAAAAACAAUCAGAUAUUAAGCAAACAGCAUCUAAAAAGUGUCAAGAACACAUAGAAGUUGAUGAAAAUGAUUCUGAUACAAGUAUGACAAAUUUAUUUCAAGAUAUUCCUGCUACUGAAUGGAAAGAAAAGAAUAGCGAGAAAUUAGAAAAUGAAAGUGAAGGUGAAUGUGAUCUUGUUCUAGUUGAUAAAGAGUCAUGGUUAACUGUGGAAAAUUUAAAAAAAGAAAAGGAAAAAGAAACCUUUGAUUAUGAUUCAGACGAUACAGUUCUAUUAAAAGUACAAAGAGAUUCUAUGAAGACCCAAAAUGAUGAAGAUCUGUCAAUGGAUGUAUCAGGAGAUGAAUGUAAUUUAAAUGAAAGCAAAGAUAAAUCUUCCAGUACUAAUGAACAGAAAACCAUAAAACAAAAUAAAAAUAGAGACAAAAGAGAAAUGAUAGAAGGUUCAAAAGAUACAGUACAAAACAUAGAAAUGUCAACAAAUGUAGAUGAAAAUAAAUCUGUGACAAAACGUAAUAAUAGACACUCUAUUUCCAAAUCCAAUAUGUUGAUUCAAAAAUCAAUAGAAGCUAAGGAUUUAUCCGAAUCGUGUGAGGGAAUAGAAACAGAAGAAAAUUCAUCCUUAAAUAAAAAUAAACUAUCCAAAAAUGGUCCAAAAAGACGAAAAUCACUUAAUAAGUCAAUUCAAGAAAUAGAUAAUAAACAAGAAGAACCGAAUGUAACUGAAAUUAUAAAAAAAAGAAAAUCUUUAAAUAAAUCCAAUUCCAAAGACACUGAGAAAAGCCAAUCAUUAAAUAAUUCUUUAAAGAAAAAAGUAAAGCUACAGCAGCUCGAUGUAAAUUUCGCAAGAGAAUCAGAUAACGAGUCUAACGAAUUUGAAUCUUGCGAAAAGGAGGAUACCAUUACAAAGAAAAAAUGGAAUAGAAAUUAUUCAACCGUUGCUAACAUUGGAUCUGAUUCUAAUGAAAGUAAAAGUAUUUCUGAUUCUGAUGAUUCGCAAAAUAAAUUUAUGGAAUUACCUAAAUUUUUAUUUGAUGGAGCAAGCGACAGCAAUAGCGAUGACGAUAAUGAAUCUAAUAACACUAUAGACUCUGAUAUCCAGAAAGAGUAUAAUUUGCAUGGUGAAGACAUUUCAAAAUUUUCUGAUGAUGAUGUACCAGGAGAUGAAUGUAGAGCAUCAGAAACAGAAUCAUCAGAUCCAUAUGACAAUGGGUCAGAUCUUGCAGAUUUUGUAGUUGAUGAUGAUGAAGUUGAAGAAGAAUUAGAAGAAUUUAAUGAAAGUGGUGGAGAGGAAGGUGAAGAAAUGGAAAAUGAUGAAUUAGUGAAAGAGGAUACUAAAGAAGAUCAAAGAGAUGAUGAGAAACAAAUGCAAAGUGAGAUUGAAAUAGAACAAGAAACAAACCAGAAGGAAGAACAAUAUGAAAAUAAAGAAAAUACGAAUGAGAAAGAUAUAAAUAAAGUAACAGAUACUUCUAUUAAAGAAAAAAAUAAAUCAAAAUCUGCAAAUAUAAGUUCGUCUCAUAUCAUCGGAAGUGAUAAGAAAAAGAACAAGAAAUUGAAAACAGAUCAUACAGAAGUAAGUGAAAAAGAAAAUAAUUUUACUAAUUUGUCCUUUUCAUCUCCUUUGGAAAUAAAAAAGACGAAACAAAAACGCGCCUCCGGUGAAUUUAUCGUUGAAGGUGUAGAAGAAUCAAUGAAUGAAUCACAACUGGUAUUCAAUAAAAAAAUGCAAAAAUUUAAUAAAUCAAUGGAAUGUAGUACUCCAAAAAUUAAUUUAUCUAAACAAGACAAAUUUAAUGUUGCGAUUCGUGAUCGCAAAAGUGAUUGUCUUAAUGAUGAAGAAAAGAAAAAUAUGACACUACAGGAAGAACAAAAUUUGUCGAAACUAAGUAACAUAAAAUGCAAUGAAUCUCUCAUACAUAGAAGUCUUCCAUCUGAAUUAAUUGAUUUACUAACAAAAACAAAUCUUUCAAAGCCAAUGUCAGCUAAGGUAUCAGAACUGAAUAAAACAACAUUAACUUUAGGAAGUGAAACACCAACAACAAAAUACUUGAAAAAGGAAAAAUUAAAUGAAAGUGCACCAAUAUUGAAGUUAGAUACAAAUUCUAAAAAGUCAACAUAUAUUAAUAAUAAUAAUGAUCAGAUUCAAUCAAACGAAGACGACAAUGAACAAAAAACGGAAGUAUUACAAAAUGUAAACGAUUCAUUAAAAAGAAAACUAUUUAAAGUAGCAGACAAUAUAUUAGAAAAUGAUCGCCAAAAGAAACGUAAAAAGCAAAAGCAAUCAACUGUGAAAGAAACAACUAGUUCUAUACUACCUGAAAAUAAUGAUUCAGAAAUUGUAGAACAAAUUAAACAUGUCAAUUUUAAUGUCAAUACUGACAAUAAUGACGAAAAGGUAGAUAAGAAAAAGAGAAAGAAGAAAAAAAUGAAAACAGGUGAAGCUGACAUACAAAUGCAAAAAAAGACUAUCAAAAUAGAAUCAGAAAGUCGUGACAAAAUAAAAAAGAAAAAGAAGGAAGAAAAAUUAAUUAAAGAUAUUCCAGUUGUGGAAAAUAUAAAUGAAAAAAAGGUAACAAAAAAGAAGAAAAAGGUUUCAGAUUUUUUACCAAAUGAUAAUAUUUCAAAUGAACAAAUACCUAAGAAAAAACGGAAGUUACUAAUAAAAGAUACAGCUUUACAAGAUAAUGAAGCAUUAUCUGAACAAAUACCAAUAGUUGCCAAGAAAAAGAAGAAAACCUUAUCAAAUGAUAUCUUACAAAAUGAAGAAGUUUUAGUUAAAAAAGUUCCUAAGAAAAAACGUAAAUUAUCAAAAGAUAUUACACAUCAGGGUGAAAAUAUCUCAGUUGAAAAAUCAUCAAAGAAAAAGAAAAAGUUAUUAGUAGGUGUUGAAAAAGAUAAUGUGAAACAUACUACAUUAUAUAAUGAACUACAAGAGUUUAAUGAUCCACUAUCAGAUUCAGAUGAGGGACCAGAAACGGUUGCAUUUUCUAAAGCUCGGGAGGAAGCGUUAGAAGUUUUAAAACGUACUGCCGAUAGUAUUAAAGCUAAUAAAGACAUGCGAAAGAAGAAACAAAAGGAACACAUAGAAAAAAUGCAGAAACAAAAAGAAAUUAAGGCUAAGAAAUUGAAAUCUAACAAUCAAAUAACGGAAUCUAAUAAAGUGGAUAAACAAGAAAAAAGCGUUAAACGUCUUCCAGACGAUGUUCUACAAAAUCUGUCGGACGCUCCAUUGAAAUCAUUGAAGAAAAAGAAAUCAUCAGAAAUGAAAGAACAGGUAUUACCAUCUUCGAUGUCCGGACCUAAAAAGAUAAAGAACAUAUUUGUAGAAGACGAUUUUACUCCACCAAGUUGUGCUGGAAGUACGACUGAAUUUAGCGUUGUUGAUAUUCAAAAAAUUAAAAAGAAACAGAAAGUUUCAAAAGUAACUUCAUUUAGGCAAAAAAUGCUUAAUAGGAAUUCACGCCAGCCUAUGUCUGCUUAUUUAAUGUAUUUGGAAAAACAAAGAGCAUUGGGUAAAGAUAAAUUUUGUAAUAAACCGUACUAA